ACUAAUGGGAUAAAAUAAGACUGAGUAUGAGUGUCAACCUGCCCACCUUCCACCCCUCACCCUCUGUGACAGUCCAGGGUACAGAGCACUUUACUGGGAUAUGAGAAGAGACUUGAGCCUUGAUUUACCUUAUGCUCCUGCUGAAUCAUAGUAUAAAGAUUUUAUCAAUUGGCUAUCCAGUCGUAAUUUGCACUCUCAGCAUAUUGAUCCAGACCAGACUGCAUUCAUAAAGGACAAAUACAAGCUGCGUAUUGUGCAAUGCGUUUUACAGUGACAAGUCCAUUUCUUUUGGUAAUCUCUUGAUUUAGAAAGAACAUUCACUAUAACAAAGGUGCAGCUUUCUUUUUCAAGCGCUGCCCCCUACCUUCAUUCUCCCAGAUUCUUACAGGGAUAAAAAGUCUUAGAGUCUUUUUAUGCCAAAUGAGAUGCAGCUGGGUGAGUCAUGGAGGUUAGAUCUCUGAGUCUGAAAUCACAUUGUGAUGGGAAACUAAGUAGGGAUUUCCAGAGCCUUUCUCACUUUUCACAUUGACCAGGGAAAUGUUUGCAAUAGAGAAUGAGAACUGUUAUACAAAAAAAAAACAACUUGGAGGAAGACAUCAGACAGUACCUUUGUACGCUGCUGUCACUGUAAUAGUUUUAUCUGUCCCAAACAUUUCUUCAAGGAAGUAACCAAUGACUUGGGGAAAAUAUCUGUCUGCAAAGAGAAAUUAAACCAAAUCUAAAAAGGUUGCUAUAAAUUUGUUGAAUGCCAUCCCUCUAAUACAUUUGAGUAAAAGUGAGCAGUAUAUUUUUAAUGAGUGAUUGCAUGUUUCUGUUGGGAGCUAAGGCACUUUGUAGCAGAGUUCCCUCACACUUCCUAUUACACCGUCCAGCUUUGGUGAUUUGCAGCUUUGUACCACAUGGUUCCAUCACUUUGUUUUCCUAGCAACUCAGUCUCAAAUAAGAGCUCUUUGACUGGAGGAUGCUCAUGAAUUGUGAAGUUUCAUAGAAAAUACUGUCCCAGGCUGUCAGGGACUUAAGUGUGGUGCUGCCCAAAGCCAGAGCCUGGCCAGCCAGAGCCACACUCUGCUGUCGCCCAGGCUCUGUGCGGCAGAAGCGACGUGGCUGAAGCCCUGGGAAGCCCCCAAGACCACAAGCAUACGUGGCACAGGCGUUCCCUGGGGACAAUUAGUGGCAGCACAAGGUGUGCCGCCGCUAGUUGUCCCCAGGGAACGAAACAUCCAUGCACUUCUGGAUGAGGCCCAGGGUUUUAAAAUGGAUCUGGAGUUUAGUUUCUAGCUAGUGUGAAGUUCUUGUAUAAUGUGCUUAUACAAACGCUUAGAAGACAGCAGCAGGCUGUUAAAGAAGGGCGGAAUCACUCUUCCACCAGUUCCUUUGAUUCUGACAUCUGGAAUGAAGGUUCAUUCUCACCAAACCCAAAUUGUAUCCUGGGACCAAGCAUCAGUACUUCUGGUCCAAACCUGAACCAAUCUGCCCAGGCUCUGAAUGCUGAAGGGGAGAGGGGCAGGGAACAGAUCAGUAUGGAUAGACCUUGCAUAAAUACUCUUUCUUAGCUUCUACUCUCUGCCAUUGUGAGACACAAGAACCUGGACUAGCUGGACAUGUGGUCUGACCCAGUGUGUCAUUGCUUAUGUUCUUAACCUUCAUGCCAAACCUUGAACCAUGCUAUGACUCAAACUAGCCACCUAAACCAAAAUCCUGAACUAAACUCUAAAGUUGUCUGCCAAGCUACACAUUUACUCAAAUCAUUCCCCAUAACUUUGGCCCCCAAAGCAAAGCCUUAUUCACCUCAACCCAAGCAGAAUCCUGAGAUCUUUCCAAAGAGGAACAGCCACCCACACUGGACUUGUUACUGAGAUGAUGAGUUCAACACUGACUACUUUUUCCAAAUUGAGGUUCCCAGAAGUCUUUCCACUGUUCAGAACAGCUAGGUUUGCCUCAGUGCAUUUCAGGGGUGGAUUAACUGGAGGUUGUUAAUAUGAAAGCUUUCUUAUCCGCUCAUCUGCCUGGGACUCUGUUUUUUAUUGUGGUAUUGCUUUUGUUUUUAACAGUGAGUUUCCUCAUAGUUGUCUGUGGUCAGGGAGUUUUGGGAAAUGCCUGUCUGCUUCUUUUUUCUUUGUUUUUGGAGGCCUGCCACAAGAAUUUUUGUGGAUUAAAAGGUUAUGCAGCUCUGCAAUGGAAUUCAUUCCCAACAAAAAAAUAACUAAAAAUAAUUUGGUCACUAUGAGAAACUCUUCUCCAUUCUGAGCAGGCAGAGAAAGCCAUGUUUCUCCAGGAGUCAAUUUGAGCUACGUGACACAAAACGCAUUUGGGUUCUGGGAGGUUUCACUUCCCUACGUUAAAAACUGACUCAGUCCUAGGUGUUGCCUAGAGCUCUUCCUGCUCCCUGAGUGGGUUUUAGAGCCAGCUUAAAGGAGCUCAGCUGUUAGUUUGGAUUGCAAACCAGCUGUGAAAUCUGCAGAGAAGAAUAAAAAAUGCACAUUUCAGACGUGGCUUGUUUUUUUGCCAGGAUCUUCAGUAUAAGGAAGUGAAAAAAACAUCUGUGAGUGUACGCACCAUUUUGCAGCUCCUCCUGACUGAGUGUUUCAAAGAUUGGGCAAGGAGGAAACCCCACCAGAGUAAUGCUGCAGCCAGAGGAGGUGGAUGUUAAAAGAGACCAGAAGAAAGGAAAAGCAGGGAUUGGCAAAGAUAAUGACUACUUAAUCACAAGUGAUUAUCAGUAGUUAUCCAUCUUCUCAACAUUUCAUAAUAUGAUUAAUCACUCAUGGAUAAACAGUCAUCACUAUCUUGAUGCAACCACUUGCACAACAGAUUCUCUGAAAUCUUCACUACAUUUACAAGAUGCCAAACAGUUCACUAAGCUGACAGGGACUCAGACUGUGUACAUGUUCCGGAGAUGUACUGUGUCUAUCUUCAUUAUCCUCACUUUGAUCAUCAUUUUUGCUUUGGCUGCUGCUCUGGGAGUUAAAAAAGACAAACUUCCUUCCACUUCCCAUCAAGUAACCUACCUGCUCGUCCCUGCAGCUUCCUGUCCAGAUGGUUGGAUUGGUUACAGAAGGAAAUGCUACUACUUUUCAGAGGAUGAGGGGAACUGGACAUUAAGUCAAAGCAUCUGCUCUUCAUACAAUUCCUCUCUCACUGUGAUUAAUAGUCAGGAGGACAUGAACUUUGUAAUGCGAUAUAAGGGCACCCUUGAUCAUUGGAUCGGACUAAGCCGAAAGCCAGGGCAGCCAUGGAAAUGGACAGAUGGCACUGACUUCAACAACUGGUUUGAAGUAAAGGGAAACUCUCUUUGUGCUUACCUCAAUGAAUUUGCUGUCAGUAGUUCUGGAUGCUACACUGAGAGAAACUGGAUCUGCAGCAGGCCAGAUGAAUACACACAAAGGCAGCAAAAAGACUCAGAAGUUAUGGUCACCUAGGGGAGUGUUUCCUACAGACUGUCUACUGCAGUUGCUUUCCCUGGUUCAGAAGUCGCCUUGUUAGCACAGAUGAACAUUUCAGACUGCAUCUCAGACUCUGCAGCUCUUAAUGGUGUGCUUCUUUCAGCAUAGGGACUGGCUUCUGUGAUGCAUCAGGGUACAGGCCUGCCCUCCUAGCCAGAGACGUUCUCUCACGGCAGUCAUGCCGUGAAAGCAUCCUCUUCUCGCUGAUCUAAGGACCAAGGUCAUGCCUAAUGAGAACUGGAUUACUGACUUUUUCAUGCUGGCAGCAUUUGGGCAAGAGUCAUUCUGCUCUCCUUUCCAGAGAGGUUUGGUAUGGGAAUGGGCCAGUCGACUCGGGAAGGCAGAGUGAGGAAAAACUCAAGGAUGGAAUUCUGCAUCAGGACUGAACUCAAGCAAGUGUUGCUUGUGAAUACAGGUGCCACAGGUUACCUAUACAGGUCAGAUCACAAAUGACAGUGAAACCUUUUAAUAUUGUUACCACAGCAUCAUAAUAUUUCUGUACCAUCCAUGGCAUGUGAAGAAAAAUCUUUUCAAAUUAUUUAAAUUAUUUUUGUAAUUCUCCUGUAUGUACAACAAAGCCUUCAUUCACCAUUUUCCAAAUUAUUUCUGCCAAUGCUUUCACUCUUUCUGGACUAUGUUACUUAUUACUACACAAGGUAGGAUUCUAUUUGUAUUGGUAAAUGUCAAUAAAUAUUAAUUUCACCUCA
Messenger RNA from Alligator mississippiensis (American alligator), 4150 nucleotides. RefSeq names its product C-type lectin domain family 2 member B. Bases 2751 to 3419 code for a protein of 222 amino acids. The record is from RefSeq and is a predicted model, not a curated record. The transcript has 6 exons. NCBI's taxonomy places the organism in Eukaryota, Metazoa, Chordata, Crocodylia, Alligatoridae.